AUGGACAAAAACCAGAUCUACGAGAAAGUCCAAAGAGCUUACAGUGCUGCUGUCAAGGGCAACGGUAGUGACUAUGGACGGAAGGUCGCUGUCGCAUUUGGAUACAGCGAGCAAGAGCUGGCAAGCAUCCCCGACGGGGCUAAUCUUGGUCUAAGCUGCGGAAACCCAUUGUCGCUCGCAAAACUAAGAGAAGGAGAGAUCGUUAUCGAUCUUGGCAGUGGAGCUGGGUUUGACGUGUUUCUUGCAGCAAAAAAAGUCGGGGCCCAUGGUAGAGCUAUCGGAGUAGAUAUGAACAAGGACAUGCUUGAGCGAGCAGAACGGAACAAAGAAAGAGUCCAAUCUAAUAAUGCUUCAUUCGUGGAGUCUCGAAUCACCAAAGUGGCAUUGCCAGACGCCAUUGCCGACUGCAUUAUAAGUAAUUGCGUCGUAAACCUUGUCCCAGAGGAAGAAAAACAGCUCGUGUUCAACGAAAUGUUCCGGUUGCUAAAGACUGGUGGGCGCGUGGCAAUCAGCGAUAUCCUGAUGAGAAAGGAGCUUUCACAGGAGCUGAAACGCGACGUGGCUCUAUAUGUGGGAUGCAUCGCGGGUGCAAGCGAAGUGAAACAGUAUGAAGACUAUCUUCACACAGCAGGGUUCGACGACAUUCGAAUCGUCGACGCCCACAACGACUUGAAUGUGUACAAGAGCAAAGGGGCAGAAACUUCAAGCCAAUGCUGUGGUACAGACGCGAAGAGCCCAUGCCGUGAGAAGUCGUCUCCUGGUUGUGAUAACCAGGGUUCCGAGCAAAAUGAUGCUUUCGAAGCCAGCAGAAACGACUUUGCUGCUUUGGAUUUCAAUGAGUGGGCGGGUUCAUUCAAGAUCUAUGCCAUCAAAGCAUGA
Messenger RNA from Exophiala spinifera, 879 nucleotides. RefSeq lists its product as uncharacterized. The transcript has 5 exons. Lineage: Eukaryota; Fungi; Ascomycota; Eurotiomycetes; Chaetothyriales; Herpotrichiellaceae. Gene Ontology annotation, molecular function: methyltransferase activity. The coding region runs from base 1 to 879 and encodes 292 amino acids. The record is from RefSeq and is a predicted model, not a curated record.